CGUCGUCGUCGUCAGUUUUUAUUCAAGAUGGCGAACGUCCGGGAUAGCGACAUUUCACUGUGGCUACACAAUAAGCUUGGUACAUCAAACGACUCAUGGAUAAGCGGCUCAAUCAUAUCACAACUGAACAAGGAAGUCCUGCGGAACAUCAAGGAGUGUUUUCCGGAUCUUCAGACGCAGGUGAAGCUGAAAUUGCUGCUAAGUUUCUUCCACAUCCCGCGGAGGAUUGUCGAGGAGUGGAAAACCGAACUCGAGGAGGUGAUUGAAGUUGCAGGUCUAGAUUCAGAGCUAUGGGUCUCAAUGAUAGCGGAAACCAUCAAAACGCUGCCGACGACUGGUUCGCUCAACACAGAAAUCUCCGAUUACGAAGAAACACGACCAAUCUUCACCGAUAUGGUCAACGAGUUGAGGAGGUUGGUGGUAAAGAACGCCGAUCUCGGUCUGUUGCCGCUGGAGUGUCAGUAUCUAAACAAAUCCGCGCUGGUUACAGUGGUGGGCCAACAGUCGACCCCGGUUAAACAUUUUACACUGAAGCGUAAACCGAAAAGUGCGAAUUUGCGCGCCGAACUGUUGCAGAAAUCAUCCGACGCACAAAGUUGCCUGAAGAAGAUUUCUGCGCCGACAGUGCCUUUGAGGUCCAGGGGAAUACCACGAAAAAUGACGGACACAACACCAUUGAAGGGAAUUCCUUCGAGGGUUCCCACAGGUGGUUUUCGUUCGCCGGCUUCUUCGCAAGGACAGAACAGACCAAGCCUCAGUCGAACGCCAGCUGGCCGAAAGGAAGGUGGUGUGAAAUUGUUAGAAAUUGGAGAGCAGCCUUUGGGUUAUGCAGCUGCAAAAAAACGAAAACGAGAGCAGGAACGCGAAGAGCAACAGAAGAAAGCUGCGGAACAAGCGAGUGCACAGACUACCCAAGAUAUUAAGCCUGUUAUUACAACGCCUACAACCUCCACUGUCACGACUACAACGCCUGAUUACGCCGCAGGGCUCACAGCCAGUACAGUAUACAGUCAACCCGCUACACCGAUGCCUGUCACAACGGUCAAGGAAACCGUUGUCUCCACCGUUACUUCACAGCCCAUGCAAAUUCAGCAGACCCAACCGAUGGAAGUAAUAAUGGAUAUGAAACACGAUGUCAAGCAAGAGAUCAAACAAGAGCCUUUGCUGAGUACACCGGUACAAUCUAUUCCUGUAGUGUCGUCUACAGUACAGCAAACAAUAGUGCCUCCAGUUCCACCCUUAGCGUACCCAACCACACAGAAAAUAACCAUCAAAUCAGAGCCUAGCGCUUCUGUGGCUAUGACUGCUUCAAAUCCACCAUCUUUAGUUCGAUCUGUGGCCCUACCAACAGUGACCCAAGUUAAAACACAGCCACAGCUUCAACACCAAUCAUUUCCAGCAGCUCCUAGUUCUGUGCAAAUGAUUCAACAAAGCGCAGCGUCGGGAAUCGUUAGUAAAGGUCCCCCCAAAAUUGAAAUAUUCUCAUCAAAAACGAUACAACCGGCCACGAUUCAAACAUCGAUACCCAAAUCCACCACUAUUAUUAACCAGGGUGGUAACAUUUUAUUCACCACGAAGCCAGCGCAGCCAAACACAACGGCCGCUAGUUCCGGAACUACUAUUAUACAGCAGAAACCCGCUUUACAAUCCUACGUUUUGAACACUUCGCCACCUGGAAAGCAAAUCAACAUUCAAAGGAUUAUUACCAAUGCAAACGUAGCGCCGACGCCAACGCUCACAACAAUGAUCUCCCGUGCCCACCACCAGCAACAGCAGCAGCAGUUGAUUCAAGCUCAGCAGCAGAUCCAGCCACAACAGACAGUUCAGACGCCGACAACUCCCACUCGGAUUGUUCAAAUCAAAACCGCUCCCACUGUAUCGCUGAAUAACAGCUCAUUGUUGCAAAAUAUUCCGCCGCUUAUUUCAACCCAACAUCCGGCAUCGAACACGCAGCCCACUAUUCUCAACAUUCAAACAAUCCAACAACAGCAGCAGCAGCAACAACCUAUCCAAAUCCAACAGUCACCAACAACUCCCCAAAAGCGAACCAUCACAAUUACGGCACAGAACCCGCAGAGCAACAACAUGAUUGCCACUUCCGUUGCCCAAAUUCUCCAGCAGCAACAACUUCAACAGCAACAGCAAUCCAUUCAAACCACAUCCAUCGUAACCGGAAGCACCCAGCAGCCGAAGUACGCUCAGGUGGUAAUGUCUCCAAACGUGAAAGGCAAAACCAUAUUCCUGACGAACCCUUCGAGCAUGCCAAGUGUUCUCAACCAGAAAGGAGUAAUUCUUCGCACCGUGGACCCGUCCGGGAACACCGUUUACCAACAGAUUCCCCUGCAGAAUGUGUCUGGUCUAAGUGGUGCUACCAUUCUCACCAGUCCGCCUGGGCUGGUGAAAACAGAACAGGAUCCAAAGUCUCAGCUAAGUCAGAUACCGGCACUGGUGCCGACGAGUUCGCUGCAUCAAAACAUACCCGCCCUGACGCCGGUCGUUAUUCAACCCGCUCAGCAGCAGCAACAGCAACAGCAGACACAGCAGACCUCCACCAUCCCGGCGCUGAUAACGAGCAUUUCCCCGCAGGGUCAACAGCAGCAGGCACAGCAGAUCAAAACAUCGCCCCAGACCAUGACAAUCAUCCGACCGGUCGGAAGCAACAAUGUGCAGACAAUGCUUCCGCAGGGCCUCACACUGAUCCAGAGACCAGGCCAGCAACCGCAACUUGUUCAAACCAUCCAGGCAAACCAGGCCCAGACAGUGGUCGGCCAGCAGCAAACGCAAACGCGAACCAUCAUCACCCAAAUACCGCAGCAGCAGAUUCAGCAACAGCAGCAGCAGCAGCAGCAGCAGCAACACACGAUACAAUUCCAGGCAGCGGGAUCUCCGCGGGCAGGUGGCACCACUAUUCAACUUGUACAGCAGCCACAGCAAGACCGCAACGUUGUCCAGCAGCAACCCCAGCAAAUCCAGAUUCAAAGGACCCAAAUGACCCAGCAGCAACAGCAGGGAAGUACGGUUACGAUCCAGCAACAGAAUGCAACGGCUGUCGGGCAGCAGCAAAUCCAACAGCAGGGGGCUCGGAAAGGACUAUCCCUCUCGAACAAGCAUGUCAUGGAAGCACACGACAUGUUCAAGCGGGCUAAUCGGGUCACUCGUCUCGAAAAAGCUCUCAUCCUUAGUUUCAUGGCCGGGAGCCGAAAUAAUCCACGACCAAAUCCCGAAAAUGUUGUCACUAUUAAACUGAACGAGAGUAAGGAGAAAGUACUCCAGACGGAUGACACGCAAGCGGUCAUGCUGGUGGAAUCGUUGAUCACAUUAGAUUACAACACCGGCGAAUGGAAAACCUUCCGGAAGUACCGGGAACUGGAUCCUUCCCAGCAGAACGAAACAAGUCCCGGAACAACCGGAGGUGUACAAAGCGGUGGACUGACGACCACACAGCAGAAUUCAGUUGUUAUUUAAUAUUUAGCCUAGCAGAGGACAAAACGUGAUAGUGAAAAGUAGGAGAGCGAAUGAGACGAGCAUGAGGGAGGAAUAGAAGAUUGUCUCUGUAGUAAAACAAACGAUUUCUUGCGUGUAAUAUAACAACCGCAGUUCACGUUAUCUUCGUUCUAAGAUCUAAUCCUCUGUCGUAUUACUAUAUCUGAUCAACAUGCAAAACAAUUUUUGUUGUUGUUGCACGAAAUAAAACCUAUUCUGUAAAACAAAAUUUAGUGCUCUAAGUAUAGCAGUAGUAGAAGACAAAUAAUAUGGUAAAAGCACCUAGGAACCUAGACUAAAUGUCUGACUUGUUGCGUAAUUGAUUCGACCUCUAAAUGCUAUUGCGAAACUGUGCAACAGCUGGGGCAAUGAUCAGAUGAAAAAAUGGAACAUCGGAGAGGAAAUUGUUUGUGGUACAGAGUACAUAUUUUCAAACGCAAAUUUAAUAACAUUAGGUCAUAUUGGACCGAAGACCUGCAGGAGCUAAGCUAGUUAUGAAAAAAAGCAACAAUUAAAUUCCCUUGCUGAAGCGAAAUCGUAGGCGCAAAAAUCAGUCAUUUCAAUUGAGUUAUUAUGUAGAGAUGUCGCAGGCCGGCUCGAAAGCUUGGUUUUAGAGACAAAAAACAAGAACAUGUGUGCGUACAUGUUGAACGGCGAUAAAAUAGUAAUUUUUCAGUUUAGUGAAGAUUGGAUAACGCUGUAAUUAUUAUCUUUAUUAUUAAAAAAAAUAAACCGAGGAUUAAUCUUAAAAAUGAAAUAUUAUUUUAUCAUAGGCAGAAAUACAAUGAAUGUGUAUAUUCCAAUAGCAGCGUAUACAGUGCAAAAAUGGAA
Toxorhynchites rutilus septentrionalis is the source of this 4314-nucleotide messenger RNA. RefSeq names its product negative elongation factor A (gene Nelf-A). NCBI's taxonomy places the organism in Eukaryota, Metazoa, Arthropoda, Insecta, Diptera, Culicidae. The transcript has 5 exons. Bases 28 to 3465 code for a protein of 1145 amino acids. The record is from RefSeq and is a predicted model, not a curated record. Gene Ontology annotation, biological process: negative regulation of transcription elongation by RNA polymerase II. Gene Ontology annotation, cellular component: NELF complex.